AUCACUUGUGAAUAUCUCCUUUCCACAGCUCUCAUUCCUCCAGAAAAUGAACCUGAGCCACAUGGAGACUAUAGCUAUCAACCAUUCAAAUCCUCAAGGGGCACAGAGAUCAUCCUGGAAGUUAAGGCUGUUCUUCUCAACAAUCCUUUUCCUAUUGCUUUGCCUCUUCAGUUUACUACUUUUUCUUUUUCUCUCACUCAAGAAUGAACCCUGUGGAGCAAAGUUUGGCCCAUUACCCGCAAGAUGGAAAACAACACUUUCUGAACCUCACUGCGUGGCUGUGGAGGAGGACUGGAAACUGACAAUACUUAAGGAUGGCUUGUACAUAAUAUAUAGCCACGUGGUGCCCAAUACAACCUACAAUGAAUCAGCUCCUUUUGAUGUGCGGCUGUACAAAAAUGAAAGCACCAUCCAAAAUACCACAGACAACUCUAAAAUUCAAAAUAUGGGAGGGACAUAUGAAUUGCAUCCUGGAGAUAUAAUAUCUUUGAGAUUCAACUAUAACUAUCAGGUUCUAAAAAAUGAUACAUAUCUAGGAAUCAUAUUCUUAGCAAGCCCCCCAUUUAUCUCCUAG
Molecule: messenger RNA, 574 nt
Organism: Elephantulus edwardii (Cape elephant shrew)
Lineage: Eukaryota; Metazoa; Chordata; Mammalia; Macroscelidea; Macroscelididae
Gene: TNFSF18
Product: tumor necrosis factor (ligand) superfamily, member 18
Exons: 3
Coding region: 47-574 (175 amino acids)
Biological process (GO): tumor necrosis factor-mediated signaling pathway; T cell proliferation involved in immune response
Molecular function (GO): tumor necrosis factor receptor superfamily binding
Source: RefSeq, a predicted model, not a curated record